AUGGAAAUAGAGACAAAUUAUUUCGCUUACUGUUUGGACACGAAGACCAAAACAAAUUACUUCAUUGUACCGUCAACGUUUUUGAAACCAAGACCAAAAGCAAGACAUUUGAAUCCAGGACUUGCCUGGAACACUCUUGGACAAGAAUUCUGGGGAGGUGUGUUCCAAUCAGCAUGGCGCGAGUCUUUGGAGGUAGACCUUCACGAUGGAACCUUUCUGGACCAAAAACCCAAGACUGACCAAGAUUUCGAUCACUUGCUGAGCGAGGCAGAGUACAAAGAAUGUCUCGUUCUUGCCACUGCUUCCUCCGUCCAAGAGCUGCAACAGUACGUCAAAACGUGCAACAUCAAAAUUCCAAAGAAAUACAAACGUUUGGAUGUGUCUAACGCUUCAGGAAAUCAACAACAAACACACAAUCAAACUAAGAGGGUAGCAAGUCUAGGAUUUUUUGAAUGUGAAUUAGAUGGACGUGUCACCAGACAAAACGCAGACAAUGUUUGUGUCCUGGUCAUCCACUACGAGUUCAAAAACGAUCCUAAAUUUAUCCGAAAUGGAGACACCUGUGACGUAGAAAACCUCAAGACUUCCUUCGGGGAAAACCGGAAUUGCAAUUUCCGUAACUUGUCACCAAACAAAGAGACUUUACUCCAACUUCUUGGCGAUCAAGACAAGCUUUUGCAGCUUUUCAACACUCAAGCGACAAUGGCAAACACUAAUAAAAAUGGUUCAUGGUUUGUCAGAAACAUCUGCUUUUGUCUGGACAGUGCCGAUGAUGAGCCCUUGUUGAAAUUCUUCACCGUUGUUCAGAGUCGAAUGCAUCAAAAGUCACGCAAUUCCACGAACUUUGUGGAAAACACUCUUCUGGGGCAGACACCAGAGCUCAAAAUGUUUACACAGGACAGAAAAUUCAUAAUCUCAAAUACGAAAACGACAGCAAUACCUUCUUCAAACACUGAUGCGACGAGGGACACAAGCGAAGUAAAUAUAAAACCAUUUUCUGCAAAUUUCCCUUGGAAAUCGGAUGAAGAGCAAGAUAUCAGGGGCCGUAGAGGAUUCAUAUUAUCCGUUGUCCGAAGUAAACAUGUGCAAGAAAUGACGAGGGUUCUUCAAAACCUGGACUUCGAAAUUAGAGAGUGGAAACUUAAUGAACAAUCAGUGAAGUUGUAUACUGAAAAUGUUUCCGAGUUGGAACCAGACGUGGGCUGCAUCAUGACCUGCAUAUUUGGCCCUGUGUGUGAAAACGAACAGAAAGAGGUUUGCGUGCGUGUGGGUCAAGAGACUCGUCCGAUCACGGACAUUCUAUACACUUUGGUUGGCCCUAAAAACAAUAAAUUGAUAGGAAAGCCAAAAAUCAUGUUCGUUGUUGACGUGGACGUGGAAGCACCACAAACGGACGACGUAAGUUUUACUCCAACUUACACGAUAGAUGAUAGUUGGACAAUUAUUUUUUAUUUAGAUCCAUGUGCCCACGAAAGAUUUACAAGUCUCUGCUACAAACCACAGUGGGUGGCUAGUAUUGAUUCUAAAAUAUGAAGAUGCAUCAGAGAAGUUGAUUGAACUACUUGGAAACAUCGGUGAGAAAAGCCUGCAAGAACUUCUGGAGCCUCUGCUAACUCGUGAGUCCAAAAAAGAAGACGUGGUUCUUCUUAAUUCCACUUUGCAGUAUCU
Messenger RNA from Cloeon dipterum, 1668 nucleotides. RefSeq lists its product as uncharacterized. The transcript has 6 exons. NCBI's taxonomy places the organism in Eukaryota, Metazoa, Arthropoda, Insecta, Ephemeroptera, Baetidae. Bases 1 to 1533 code for a protein of 510 amino acids. The record is from RefSeq and is a predicted model, not a curated record.